UUGAACGAUUCAGAGUCUUGUUUUUUAUUUAAGCUUGUUUCAUCUUAAUUUUGGGUGAGUCACCGUCAUGAUUAUUUGGAAUUAGUUGCACUAUUCUGUUUACGAGUCAACCUUUUUUGACCGGUUUAUUAUUGUAAGACAUCGUGUUCACCUAUUAUUUUUAAAACUGUUUAUAAAUAUUGUCUCCUCUGAUAUUGUAUUUUCUGCUCUCCUAUUCAUUUCCCUAGUCUGAUUUUGUAUCAUUUGUUCUUCAUUUUAUUGUUCAUCUUAUUUGCUCUUUUACUAAUUUUUUUAUUCAUUAACCGAUUAACAAGUAUUACCAGUGUCUUACAUCAAAAAGAAAACAAAAUUUAUUAUGUCAGCAAGUACUGGACCUCUAUUUGCAUGUACUCGGUGCAACUCACGGCAUCCAUUUGAAGAGUUAUCAUCCGGUCAACAACUGUGUAAGGAAUGCCGUGGAGCCUUGGUUAAGUGUACCUACUGUCGAACAGAAUUUCAACAAGAAAGUAAAUCGAAUUUAAACACCAUUUGCAAAAAAUGUGAACAAAAUGUUAAAUUAUAUGGAAAGCCCUCUGCGUGUGAAUAUUGUAAUAUUAUAGCUGCUUUCAUUGGUAAUAAGUGCCAACGAUGUACGAACUCAGAGAAAAAAUAUGGCCAACCUUUAGCCUGUGAGCAAUGUAAACAAAGAUGUGCUUUUGAUCGUAAAGAUCCUGAAAGCAGAAAAAAAGUAGAUGGUAAAUUAUUAUGCUGGCUGUGUACUUUAUCCUACAAAAGAGCUCUUGCCAAAGCCAAGCAGAAUGACACUUCAAUCCGUCACACUUCCAUAUCUGUUCACAAAAGUGGUAGCCGAUCAUCGUCAUCAAGUAGACAAAAAGGUGAAUCCCGAUCACAUCAUCAUCAUAGAUCACAUCAUAAUAGUUCUUCGAAUCUAAUGGUUCCUCCUGGUUCAUCGUCUUCGAGUAAAAAACCUCGACUAGAAAUAGGAGUAAAAACAUCAAAUGGAAGCUUAAAGAUACCAUCAAUGACAACUACAACUACAGUCGCCGAAAGCACUAUGAUGGAUUUAACUAAUAGCGAUCAUGUCGUUGCAGUUACGCAAUUAAGAGAGCAAAUGGCCUCUUUGCAAAAACAAUUGUCCAAAAAAGAUCAAGAACUCUUAGAAAAGGAUAAAAAAAUUGCAGAAUUAAGAUCUCAACUGAGUAGAGAGGAACGUGAAUGGAGAGAAAAAUUAACACAAUGCCAAAAAGGAAGCUCUGAGAAGACCACACAACUUCAACAAAAGAUUUCGCAGCUUUUGAAACAGAAUGCUUCGUUAUCUAAGGCUACCAAGAAAACUAUAACCAAUAAUAAUACACCUAGUGACAGUCCUCUUCUAUGAGAAUAAUAUAUAAAUGAUUUAGACAUUUCUAAAUGCAUAGGAAAAUUGACAAAAAAAAAUAACUAGUUGUGGUUAAGGUUGAAGUUGAGGUCUCUUAAUUAUCUCUUUCUUUACUUUCUUUGCGUCAACAUCAUUCCCUUUCCAAGCGGCGACAAAUGAUUGAACAAACCUAAUUGGUAUGGAUUUUUCGUCUCAAAAUAUUUCGAUUGGUGUAUACACAAACCAAAAGAACAGCUUGACUUGUUUCUGUUUCUUAUUGUCUGGAACAAACAUUGUUGAAAAAUUAACUCUCCGAUAAGGCGAACAUAAUUUGGUUAUCACUAAGCAAGAUGAACGCGUUAUCAUCACCAUCAGAGACAAGUUAAUCUUUUGACUGAUUAAAAUUAUUUUGAAUAUUCAUUAAUCGAUGUAACAAAAAAUCACUACCUAUUAGGAAAUAUAAAUUAUUCAUAGUUCAUUAAAACUUGGUGAGAAAGAUUCACUUAAAAUCAAAA
Tetranychus urticae (two-spotted spider mite) is the source of this 1872-nucleotide messenger RNA. RefSeq names its product protein FAM76A. The record is from RefSeq and is a predicted model, not a curated record. Gene Ontology annotation, cellular component: nuclear speck. NCBI's taxonomy places the organism in Eukaryota, Metazoa, Arthropoda, Arachnida, Trombidiformes, Tetranychidae.